Penicillium waksmanii is the source of this 282-nucleotide messenger RNA. RefSeq lists its product as uncharacterized. The coding region runs from base 1 to 282 and encodes 93 amino acids. NCBI's taxonomy places the organism in Eukaryota, Fungi, Ascomycota, Eurotiomycetes, Eurotiales, Aspergillaceae. The record is from RefSeq and is a predicted model, not a curated record. The transcript has a single exon.
AUGCCCGUGACAACGGUAGGGCAGAAAGAGAAGCCUGUCAAGUUUCAACCUUGCCUAGAUUUGCGGCGCUCAUUGAUGACAGCGACGACAACGCAAAUCGAUCAAGUCCCACUGGAUCUCUCGAUUCAGUCAACAAUAGCUGCGCCACAAUUCGAGAUUUCGGUUGAGGAACUGAAGCUUCCACGACCACCUGAUGUCCCGUUUGGUCCAAAAGAGUGGGAGUGUCCUUAUUGCUUGGUGGUUUGUCCUGUCAAAGAAUUUGAGCCGGAUAACUGGAAGUAA